AAGAUGGUCAGUGUCAUAGGCUUCCCGCCCUUCCACGUUGAGGGUUUUUCAGUUUUGCAGAUGAGUUAAACACAAUGGCGGUUCCUCUCUUCAACCUUGCUCCUGGCCUUAAGGUUUCAAGGCUAUGCUUAGGAACCAUGACGUUUGGAGAGCAGAACUCGUUGCAACAGUCUUUUCGCCUCCUCGAUGAAGCUUUUGAUGCAGGAAUUAACUUUAUUGAUUCUGCAGAAAUGUAUUCGGUGCCUCAGCGUGCAGAGACUCAAGGCAGGAGCGAAGAAUACGUGGGCCUCUGGAUUAAAGAGCGGAAAAUUCCUCGGGAUCGUGUCGUCUUGGCUACCAAGGUUACUGGACCAUCUGGACAGAUGACCUGGAUCCGUGGUGGGCCCAAAUGUUUGGAUGCUAGCAACAUAAUGGAGGCCAUUGGCAAUAGUUUGUUGAGGAUGCAGACAGAUUACAUCGAUCUAUAUCAGAUCCAUUGGCCUGAUCGCUAUGUUCCCAUGUUUGGAGAAACUGAUUAUGAUCUGACUAGGCAGUUCUCGUCAGUAUCUAUAGACGAACAACUUGAUACUCUAGGAAAAGCUGUUGAUGCUGGUAAAAUCAGAUAUAUUGGGCUCAGUAAUGAAACACCAUAUGGUGUCAUGAAGUUCCUUCAGUUUGCAAAAGAUGUUCCCAGUUAUCCUAGGAUUGUGUCUUUGCAGAAUUCAUACAGCCUACUUUGCAGAAGUUUUGAUUCUGGACUGGCCGAAUGCUGUCAUCAUGAGAGAGUCAGCUUAUUGGCUUAUAGCCCUUUGGCAAUGGGCAUACUUUCCGGCAAGUAUUUCUCUCCAGAUGGGGGCCCAGUAGAUGCUCGAAUGAAUCUUUUCAGAGGGAAGUAUGCAGAAGGAGAAUCCAGAUACAACUUGUCCAAUUCCCGUAUAAAAGCUGCUACCAAGGCGUAUCUAGAUAUUGCAGAAAAAUAUGCACUUUCUCCUGUAUCUCUUGCAAUAGCCUACGUUUUGAAACACCCUCUUGUUGCCAGUGCUGUUUUUGGAGCAACAAAGGAGUGGCAGCUGAGAGAGGUCCUCGGAGCAUGUGAUGUCAAGCUCACACCAGAAAUAACUGUAGAGAUUGAUGAGGUUCAUAGAAGGUAUCCAAAUCCCUGCCCCUGAUCAGAAGUUAUACUGUGCUAGCUUCUCUUGCA
Telopea speciosissima is the source of this 1180-nucleotide messenger RNA. Its product is annotated as protein tas-like. The transcript has 12 exons. The record is from RefSeq and is a predicted model, not a curated record. Bases 75 to 1148 code for a protein of 357 amino acids. NCBI's taxonomy places the organism in Eukaryota, Viridiplantae, Streptophyta, Magnoliopsida, Proteales, Proteaceae.